Malania oleifera is the source of this 1532-nucleotide messenger RNA. RefSeq lists its product as uncharacterized. The record is from RefSeq and is a predicted model, not a curated record. Gene Ontology annotation, biological process: L-threonine biosynthetic process. The coding region runs from base 113 to 1252 and encodes 379 amino acids. The transcript has 7 exons. Lineage: Eukaryota; Viridiplantae; Streptophyta; Magnoliopsida; Santalales; Ximeniaceae. Gene Ontology annotation, molecular function: NAD binding; NADP binding; protein dimerization activity.
GAAUCCGCUUUUAGAUUUUAGUAGAAAACCCUACUCCAACUCGAGCGGCCCAGUCAACAAAUAUACGUGCCUUAAGAAGAAAUCUUCCGUCGUCUCCCUCCGUGCGUGGAAAAUGAAGGCCGCCGGUAUUGCUCACCGCCAUCCCCACCAGCUUCUCGGCAGCGCUUUCGUCCCCAGAACCAGUCUCAAACAACCGCCUACGGCCACUUCCGUGCGAAUGUCCCUCCGAGAGGACGCCCCCUCCCUCGCCGUCGUCGGUGUCACCGGGGCCGUCGGCCAGGAGUUCCUCUCCGUCCUCUCCGACCGCCAAUUCCCCUACAGCUCCAUCCGAAUGCUUGCCUCCAAGCGCUCCGCCGGCAAGCACCUGACCUUCGAGGACAAAGACUACGUCGUCGAAGAACUGACUCUCGACAGCUUCCACGGCGUCGAUAUUGCUCUCUUCAGUGCCGGAGGCUCCAUCAGCAAGCAGUUCGGACCGAUCGCCGUUGAUUCUGGAUCGAUUGUUGUCGAUAAUAGCUCCGCAUUUCGGAUGGACGAGAAUGUGCCGCUUGUUAUUCCAGAGGUUAAUCCCGAGGCAAUGUCGCAUAUUAAGCUUCGGUCGGGGAAGGGCGCUCUUAUAGCUAACCCAAAUUGUUCGACUAUUAUAUGUUUGAUGGCUGCCACGCCUCUUCAUCGACAUGCCAAGGUAACACGAAUGGUUGUUAGCACAUAUCAGGCAGCAAGUGGUGCUGGUGCUGCUGCAAUGGAAGAGCUUGAACUGCAGACUCGUGAGGUCCUUGAAGGGAAACAACCAACUUGUAGAAUCUUUAAGCAACAGUAUGCCUUUAAUUUAUUCUCUCAUAAUGCACCUGUCCUCUCAAAUGGAUACAAUGAAGAGGAAAUGAAAUUGGUGAAAGAGACGAGGAAAAUUUGGAGUGACGGGAAUGUCAAAGUGACUGCCACAUGUAUACGAGUUCCUGUUAUGCGCGCACAUGCUGAAAGUGUGAAUCUUCAAUUUGAGAAACCCCUAGACGAGGACACGGCAAGGGAUAUUCUGAAGAAUGCUGCGGGUGUGGUGGUUAUUGAUGAUCGAACAUCUAAUUACUUCCCAACUCCAUUGGAGGUAUCAAACAAAGAUGAUGUUGCAGUAGGAAGGAUACGCAGCGAUGUGUCUCAAGAUGGAAAUCAUGGGUUGGAUAUCUUUGUUUGUGGCGAUCAAAUACGCAAGGGAGCUGCGCUUAAUGCUGUCCAGAUAGCUGAGAUGCUGCUGUAGUUCACAUUUGAUUCCACUAGGAUGUAUGAUUAGGUGAGAUGAAUAUUUUAGGGUUGAGGAAGCACUUGUACCUUGGAUGGAGAUCUUUCCUGUUGCGAAGUAACUUUGGGUUACCCCUAUUAACUUCCCCCCAUGGAGUUUCCAAAAUUUUUGAUAUAUUUAUUGGCAGUUAACUCCUUCCAUUUGAAGAAGUUUUUGUAUAAAAUAAUUUUGUAAUUUCAUAACUUUGUGCACAAACAUUAAAAAUGAGUGAGAAUAUGUAUCACGUGAUUUGAAUUAA